AUGCCUAGAUUUGCCCAGCUGGUGAUAGGGCCAGCUGGUUGUGGGAAAUCAACUUAUUGUAGUACAAUGCAAGCUCAUUGUGAAACAUUGAGGAGGAAAGUUGAUGUGGUCAAUUUGGACCCUGCAGCGGAGUUUUUUGAAUAUACUCCACUAGCGGAUAUACGAGACCUUAUUCAUUUAGAUGAUGUAAUGGAAGACGAGGCUAUACGUUUAGGUCCAAACGGUGGACUUAUUUUCUGCUUAGAAUAUCUUCAACAAAAUUUGAACUGGUUGGAUACUGCACUUGGUGAUAUAGAUGGAGACUAUUUAUUAUUUGAUUGUCCUGGUCAAAUUGAAUUAUACUCACACCUACCGAUUAUGCCACGAAUAAUUGAAUAUAUGCAAAGAAAAUGGGAUUUUCGUUUUGUUACAAUAUUUAUUUUGGAUGCUAGAUUUCUCGUAGAUUCAUCACAUUUUCUAGCUGGUGUAUUGUCUGCUCUCUCUGCUAUGGUAUCCUUAUCAACUGCUCAUAUAAACGUAAUGUCUAAACUUGAUUUGUUAUCUGAACAAAAACAAAAAUAUGUCAUGGCUCGUUAUCUAAAUCCUGAUAUGGAUUACUUUUUUGAUCUGGAUCAAGUAUUUGAUGAAGAAGACGGUGGGGAACAUCACGAAAAGGAAGCCCCAUUUAAUAAACUUACUCAUGCACUAGCUGAUUUGAUUGAGCGUUACAGUGUAGUUCAUUUUGUCCCACUAAACAGGGAUAAAGAAGAUACUAUAACAGACUUACUAGUUCAAAUUGAUCAAUGUUUACAGUAUGAUGAAGAAGUUGAUCCUUCAAAUCGAGCGUUUGACGAUGCUGAACAAGAGUUAGUUAGAUUUCAAGUAUUCCUAAUCCUGACUGGUUCCCUUUCAUUAUGGUUACUUGAAAUAUUAUGCAGAUCAGUCAACUCAGGUUCUCAUACACAUUUGUUUUUGGAAACUCUUACCCAUGGAUUAACUGGUUCAAUGUUUUGGCUAUGUUGUUUGAUUAGUAUAAAUGGUAAACUAGAUUUAUAUACCACAGGUUACCGAAAAAAUAUAAUUAUGACUCUUGAGUCAUGUUUUUGGGCAGCAUUCGGUGCAAUACUACCGGAUAUUGAUCAUUUUAUAGCUUCAGGAAGUACAAGCAUUGAACUUGCACGUCAACUUCCUGGUAGACCAUUUUUACAUUGGGCUGGUUUAUAUCUACUUAUUUAUACUCUUUUAAUUAUUGGUUUAUUUUUCAUAUCUUAUCCUAUAUGUUUAAAAUUCAAUAGAUUUUUCACUAUAUUUUGGUGUUUCAUAUUUAUUCCAUUUAUAAGUCAUAUUAUACGUGAUGCAAAUAAACGUGGUUUAUGGUUAUGGCCUCCACCAGACUUUUAUACAUUAAUGAAUCUAUCAAAUUUUACAUAUAAUAUAUUAUAUCCUAGUAACCCGGGAAUGGUUCAUUUAAUCAGAACACUUUUAUUGUAUUUAGUUGUUUUAAUGUUUAUCAUUUUAGUAUUCCGUCAAUAUGCUUAUUCUUUUCAUUGGGAUAUAUCCAAUUUUGCACCAAUAACAUCUUAUCUUAUUGGUAAAACAUUAUCUUGUUUAAUCAUUAGUAUUCGUUCAAAUAAUGGGAGCUCUCAAAGAUGGAUUGCACGUCAACGUUCAGAUCCUUACGUAAAACGUGCUCAUCUUGAAAGUUAUAGAUGUCGUAGCGCAUUCAAAUUAUUACAAUUAAAUGAUAAAAUUUCCGGUGGAAUUUUUAAACCUGAUGAUAUUGUUGUUGAUUGUGGUGCUGCACCAGGAUCAUGGUGUCAAGUAGCUUCAUCUUUAACCAAUUGUAAUAAUAAUUUCAAAGCUUCAAAUAAUCAAAACAAAGGUUUAGUAAUUGGUCUUGAUUUGUUAAACUUCGCACCAUUACCUGGUGUUAUUACAUAUUGUGGUGUUGAUUUAAAUAAUUGGUCUGAAUGUAUAAAUUUAAUUAAUCAAUCAAUUUCCAAUCAUUUUAACAAUAAUGAUAAUGGCCGUAAACCGUUACAAUCCGAGAGACAGAAAUCACUGCCGGGUGUUGAUAUUGUCCUCAGUGACAUAGCUCCAAAUGUGUCAGGAAUGCGUGAAAUCGAUAUACCAGCUAUGAUGACAUUAGCGUAUAAUAUUUUACGAGUAGCAAUCAGUGUUUCAAAAGAAGGGGCCAGUUUCGUGAUUAAAUUAUUUGAAAGUGCGGAAGCUGAAGAAUUUAAACAAACAGUUUCACAGUUUUAUACAUUAAACUCAAAGUGUUCUUCAUUUACGCGUUUUAUUAAACCGGAAGCUAGUCGAAAAGAGUCAUCAGAAAUCUAUUUAGUUGCUAGAGGUUUUCAACUUCCUCAAAGUAAACAGGACAGUUAA
This is a messenger RNA of Schistosoma guineensis, 2370 nucleotides long. Lineage: Eukaryota; Metazoa; Platyhelminthes; Trematoda; Strigeidida; Schistosomatidae. The record is from the annotation of a GenBank genome assembly.